Babesia microti strain RI is the source of this 4023-nucleotide messenger RNA. RefSeq names its product cell cycle associated protein, putative. The transcript has 7 exons. Gene Ontology annotation, molecular function: protein binding. The record is from RefSeq and is a predicted model, not a curated record. The coding region runs from base 1 to 4023 and encodes 1340 amino acids. NCBI's taxonomy places the organism in Eukaryota, Apicomplexa, Aconoidasida, Piroplasmida, Babesiidae.
AUGUUGGUGAGAGAUAUCCUAUUUGAGAAUUGGGAUACCGAAGCCAAAGAUUCAGAAAUUUGUCAAAUUGGAUUCUCCCCUGGCGUGUUUUUUGGCAGAACCUUUUACUGCGAUAAUGAUGUAAGCCCUGUCCUUCAGAUAUUCGAUGAAGCAGUUGGUUCGAAGGAAAGUACUCUGCUAUUUCUUAACAAUGAUAUUCUUAUGGCAGUGUGGAAAUCAAUAUCCCUCCAUUCUACCUCUCGUAUUUCUGAUCAGCAUUGGAUUCCCACGUUUAAGAGUUUCUACAACCAUCCAUCUAUAGUCAUCUUUACCUAUGACAAUUUGCAACACUUGGUUAAACUAUCAAUAACACCGGCACUUGGAGAUGACCCGUUCAUACCCUUAUUUUUUGAGAAGUUUACCUCGGAUAAUUUUGAGUACAGCGAUAAAUACACUAAAUUAAUUGCUAGCUUAAGACCAAUAUUUGAUUCAGAAAAUAAUGAAGAUCAUGCUAAUUUUAUGAGUUUUACGGAGACUCUGGGGAGGAAAACGCCACUUUCUGACCUAGUAAAAAUAAUCUCGAUAUGUAUUAUCUCUAAAACUAUAUCUUACUAUAACAAAUACCACACCAGUGACGAAUGGUCAAAAUUAUUAAUUUCAGAAUCUUUUAUGAAAAAGAUGGUAUGCCUAAAAUUGCAACCUCCCCCAGAACUGGGGGUUAUCCCAUCAAAGUCCAGGUUAAUAAAAAGGGGUGUAGUUUGUUACAAGGGUCAUGAUUUACACAUGAUGGCAUGUUACAUCCUUGGCUCGGACCAGGGGAAACUCACAUCGCUUGUUGUGCAGGAACCCUGGCAAAUUGAAACCCUAGCAGGGGCCCUACAUUUGCGGCUACGCCAAUACCUCCUAGGAAAUUUGUAUAACAAUGGCUCUACAGCAUCUGAAUCAACUUACAACAUAAGCUUGGUGUCAAAUGGUACUAAGCAGUGUAGAGAUGCAUUAGAUGAGCUAUUGCAGGAGCUAAUAGUCCAUGAAUUCAAAGUGAAAGCUGGAAUUGUGAAGAAUGAUGAUGAUUCCAUUAUCCUAGGCAAUAAGUUUUCCAGCAUAAAUAUUAUGAUAGAGACCAUUAUCAAUAUACAUUUGAAAGUACAGAAAUCUGUAAAUUCUGAGGGAUCUGAACUUUCAUUUAAUUCAUUAGCUGAUGUAUACCACUCGAUACUCGAAAAUGCCCCAGAUGCAUACAAAGAGGACCGACUUUUUAUGGCUUUGGUUGAUGAUUUUCUUACACAUACACUCUCUUCAUCAAUGCAUAAAUUGCUGAAGGAGUCCAAAGUGGAACUGAUUAGGAAGCUAGCCGAAAUGUAUCCUAAACACUAUUGUAAGGCAAAUAUAGCGAUUGAUAUUUACAAUCGUAUUAGAAAUUUGAGUGGAAGAGAAUUUUUGAUAACUGCAGAUGAUCAAUUUCCCAUAACAGAAUUCAAUGAAAUACAGAUACAAGAAAUGUGCGUAAUACACCCAGAAGAAUUCUCAUCCAGGUUCUACAUUCUCUUAGGAGCGGCGCUCAGUAAAGCAACUCUAUCAAACUAUAAGAAAUAUAUCAAAAGGUAUUGCCAUUUAUCAGCGCUUGAAAAGACACUCAACAUGUUACGCCUCUUUGGGCUGGACUACACACUAGAACGGCAAGGGGUAACUGUUAAGAAGCAUCAUUUGGCCAGACUUGAGUCUAGGCGCGCACAACUGCUUAAAUCUAAGCCAUUAAUUGUAUAUAUACAAACUAGAUGGAGAGGAAUGCGUGAUAUUAUUUUCCUAAAAUUAUUGAAAUAUGGAGCUGUUCGAAUUCAAAGCAUUAUACGUCGGGAAUUAUUUUGCAAGACUACUGCAAAAGCCAAGGAUAUGGCAAAUAACUUUAUAGGACUUGUUGCCACCCUUGUAGCAAUACGUAACGGAUUUGUACCGAGCAAACCCACGUUGCAAAUGGUUCGAAAAAUGGAAUUGAGAUUCCAGGCCCAGGAAUUACAAUUGCUGCGCAUUGCUGCCGCUACUUUCAUACAGUCAUAUUGGCGUAUGUUUAGGGUUAGAAGAGAGAGGGAGAUGCUUGAAAAAAAUAACAUAAUUGCUUUUUCUGAGGUUCUAAUCAAGGAUCUAGUCAAAUCUUUAUUAGCAAGGGACAAUUUGUGUAAACAAAAAUUUGAAAAUGAAGUUUAUAUCGCAGUCAAUACCAUCCAAUCUGCCUACAGAGGUUACGUGGUGAGGAAAAAAUAUAUGCUUUUACGUGGGCUAGCAAUUGCAAUACCAAGCAUCAUAAGGAAGGGGUCUAGAUUACAAACUUUAAGUUUCAGACUUAGACAAACACGCAAUAAGGAAAUGCGAGAUUUGAUAUCGCUGGAAAUGCAAUUACCUCCAAAUUUUACCAAGGUACAAAAUCUCUUUCGCAUGUAUUACAUCCGCAAGCAAUAUAAGUUGUUACGCUCUCAUUUACAAUUGGCACAUGCGUUUGCCAUGACAAAAAUUGCAAGGCUUAAAUAUGAAAAGAUGCGCAGUGCCACUAUUAGGAUACAAAGGUUCUUUAGGUCCAUAAGACUAGUUCAGCAAUUAAACAUACACCCUGUGAAGACUUUAUCCAGAAAAAUAGAUUUGGAUGAGCGUUCCAGUCGUAAUUUGAAUUUGGGCAGAUUUAAAAUUAUAUAUUAUAGAACCAAUUACAGAAAGAGUUGGUACAGCGGUGGCUGGGGCCUACCGCUAUUUCGGAUACUUUCCUACAUUGAAAAAAUCGGCGCCAAUGGUGAUUUAACAGGAUCAUUGGCAAUAGGCCGAGGGCAUUCGCUUUUCCUGGCCAAAUUUGGACAAUCAACGAUGCUGUUUACCUGGGGAUCUAAUGAACGUGGGCAGUUGGGCCGUCCAGGGUUGGAUGAUACUGCAAAUAUCACUAGCGAUCCUAUUGGUAUUACUAAUAAUAUGAAUCCAAGCGCUGCUGUAAAUUCUAUUGCUGGUAAUUUGUUCCAACCCAUUUUUAAGGUUGGAAUAAAGUCUGUUUACGCCGGAAAUGAAUUCAGCUGCUGCCUGGAUGAGCGUGGUGCUGUCUAUACAUGGGGGGAUAACAGAUUCGGACAGUGUGGACAUGGACACCGAUUAAUUACAAUUCCAACACCCACAUAUCUAAUUGAUGGGGUGGAUAAAUUUGUAGUUGGAAGCAGCCAUUGCUACGCAAGAAGUAUGCAUGUCGAUUAUAUGUGGGGAUCUGGUAGUUGCAUUGGGUUUAAUCCUGAAAAUUGGUAUGUGCCCACUCGAAUAGAUAAUUACUUGGGGGGAUCAAUUGAACUGAUUUCCCUGGGGGAGGGUGAAAAUGGCGCAACGCUUUACAGCGCGCCAAACAUAAUGUAUUUAUGGGAUAACAAGAAGGUAUUUAUUGAGGCAGUAGAAUUUGACACAGAAGUCACUAUAAAGGCAUUGUAUAUUAGCAGAAAUCUUAAGUGCAUACAUGUGGAACGACUUGUGCCAUUUUCACAACCUGAACGAAAACAAGAAUUCAUUCCAAAGUCUAGACAACCCUUCACGGAUAUAGAAUUCCUCAGUCCCAUAGAUUCAGUUUCUAACAAUAAACUAAUACGCUCACCCACCUUUGGAGACAGCGCAAAUGACCCUAGUUCUGAAACUAUAGUCUAUAAGUCAGUGCCCAGCGGCUAUUGCAUCGAGGUAUGGGUAAUGGGAAUGAUCAGAACUGAUGAGGAAGCCAAGCGCGAGACAUAUACGACAGAAAAUAGAGGAGUUUCCACAGAUGUAUAUACACUUAAGAAUUACAGUAGGCCUGUUAGGGUCAACUUUGGUGAUAUUAGAAUCACAAAUGUAUUUGCGGAUAAGUAUAUGAUCGUAGUAUCAUGCGAUAAUGGGAAGAAGAUAUUUGCGGCGGAUUGUUUUAGUCCAAUAGGUGAUGUUUUGAUGCCAAGCAUAUAUCAAUUUAUCCAACUGAGGGAUUCUAGCGUUGAGAGGGACUUUGAGUUGGUUACUAACUUCCUGAGUGCAACCAUAAUUUAUGGCAAUAAGUUAUAA